Messenger RNA from Acanthoscelides obtectus, 1341 nucleotides. The record is from the annotation of a GenBank genome assembly. NCBI's taxonomy places the organism in Eukaryota, Metazoa, Arthropoda, Insecta, Coleoptera, Chrysomelidae.
AAACAAUACACCAUACCCAUCAUAUUUUAAAAAGGAAAGUGUAAAAAAUAUAUGAAAGCAACCGUUCAUAAACCCAAAUAAUGUUUUCCGAGCUGUUGCGAUUAACUGAGGCUAGUAAAGCUACCAGGAUGUAGAGAGCUGGUAAUGUGAAUAUAGAUUCAUGGCCAGAGCGAGGUCUAAAGCGACUGCAGUUUGUUUAUACGUUUUUAUGAAUUAACUAUAAAUAUUCGAACUACCAAUUUUUAUAUUCCUUGCAAAGCAGUUUUGUUAUUGAUACAAAUGUACAAUAGCAAAUCUUAUCAGUCGAAUAAAUCAAAGCAAAUAAGAGUAUGAUAAAACCAGAGAUUAUCUAUGGAUUAGGCAUGUGAUAUAUUAUUAAGUGUAAUGGAUUUGUUCCAUAUUGUUCUGGUUCUGAUAGUAUUGGUUUUUGAAUCUGCUAUAAGCAGCAAUUCGGAGAACCACAAACUCCACCGCAAAAUUUAUGGCACGAUAAGGAUCAUAGGUGGACAUGAAGCUGUACCUCAUGCAUAUCCUUACCAAGUUGGCAUUGUUAUCGAAGGCGUUGCCUUCUGUGGUGGCUCACUUAUAUCCAGAAGUUUUAUAAUUACCGCUGCUCACUGUGUAAAUGGGGUGAACAAAAGACUUUUGGAAAUAAUUCUAGGAGCCCACAGAAUACUCGAAAAUGAAUCCUCACAGAUACGUUUACAAGCCGACGAGGUUAUUGUCCACAAAAAUUUCAACACCGCCAGCUUUGAGAACGACAUCGCACUUGUCAAGCUGUCAAAGCCUGUUGAGUUAAGCCAAGCCAUCAAGACAAUUGCUCUACCAGAAUCUGAAGGUGAUGAUGACACUUAUGACGGAGAAGAUGUAAUUAGCACUGGCUGGGGUUUGACCAGAGACACUCCAGAUGCAACUAUCAACGACAUUUCCGCGGUUCUGGAAGAAGUAACACUUCAAACGACCACUUAUGACAUUUGCAAGGCCUACUUCAAAAUGGACGAAGAAAAAGACGGCGUAGUAUACGUGACACACAAAAAUAUCUGCACAUCUGGAACCGGUAUCAAAGGCACUUGCGAAGGGGAUUCAGGUGGACCUCUGCAGUUUAACGGGACUCUUAUUGGUAUUGUGUCUAUUGGAACGGAUGAAUGUGAGACAGGCAGCCCUUCUAUUUUUACACGAGUUGAUCGGUUCUUAGAUUGGAUCCACCUAAAUGCUGAACUUAGAUAUUAGAGUGAGAGAGAGAACGAAAAUCUGUGAAAACCGUUUCUUGAAUAAUAAGCUGUUUUUCUUUUAUUUUUUUAUUUUACUGAAGAAAAAUACAAUACAUACCCUUUUUAUGCA